This is a messenger RNA of Epithele typhae, 699 nucleotides long. RefSeq lists its product as uncharacterized. The transcript is spliced from 7 exons. The coding region runs from base 1 to 699 and encodes 232 amino acids. Lineage: Eukaryota; Fungi; Basidiomycota; Agaricomycetes; Polyporales; Epitheliaceae. Gene Ontology annotation, molecular function: acyltransferase activity, transferring groups other than amino-acyl groups. The record is from RefSeq and is a predicted model, not a curated record.
AUGGACAAGCGCUGGAGCGCACACGAAGCUACCCCGCUCAUCGGGCAGCACACAAAACCGCGCCCCGGCGAAGGCCAAGUCUCUCCCAUGAAGUGCAGCUACCUUCCGCGCGCGACGAGGACGCGCGUAAAGGCGUUCGAAGGGGACCUGACGAUGGAGUACAUCUACAGUGCGGACACGCACCCGUUUCCGGAGACUAGACACAGGUUGCGCGACGCCAUCAUGUGGGCUGGGGCGAUCUUCCAGUCCCGGAUGUUCACCGUCGAUGGCGGCGACGCGUUGAUCGCUCCACCUAAGCCCUUGCGCUUGGUCAAAUUUGUCGGGGACGCGCUGGCGCGCUUCAUGUCCCCUGAAGCGAGGAAGAGACGCAAGGAGGUCGACGGCGUACUCCAAGAGAUCGUUAAGCGGGAGUUCGGCGACCGGGUCGAGGACAUGUACGAGGUGCAGGGCCUCGCCGUCACCCCGGAGAAGCAGGGGCGCGGGUACGCCACCGCGCUCAUGCGCACGGUCCUUGACAAGAGCGACGCGGAAGGGAAGGACUCAUGGGUGAUCACUGGGCGAUCGCACAUGUUCUACGCGACGCUGGGCUACGCGAUCGUCGGGACGGGCCAGACAGGCGGCGAGAAUCCGAUGUGGCCUCACGGGCCUGUCGAUUGGAUCGUAAUGCAUAGACCCGCGGGCCGCGUGUCCUCUUCGUGA